Scheffersomyces coipomensis is the source of this 1723-nucleotide messenger RNA. RefSeq names its product putative GTPase (gene NOG2). Gene Ontology annotation, molecular function: GTP binding. Gene Ontology annotation, cellular component: nucleolus. The record is from RefSeq and is a predicted model, not a curated record. NCBI's taxonomy places the organism in Eukaryota, Fungi, Ascomycota, Pichiomycetes, Serinales, Debaryomycetaceae. The annotation marks the transcript as partial. The transcript has 3 exons.
UUGAUGGUCUUCUCAAAUAAAAUUUUACUUAUAUUAGAAAUAAUAUAUAUAUAAAUAUUUACAGUCAACACUAUUUACUUUGAUAUCACCAGUUUCAAUUGUGAAUUGUAUAUUAUAAUAGAUAGAUAUGGGUACUCAAAAGAAGGAAAGACAAAGAAGAGUCAGGGAGAAUGACACCAGAGAUGGUAACCUUCGUGUCAAGGGUGAAAAUUUUUAUAGAGAUGCUAAAAAGGUGAAGCAUUUGAAUAUGUAUAAAAGUGGUAGAGCUACUCGUAAUGCUAAAGGUGAGAUUAUCAGAGCUGCUGAUUUACAAAGUACUGAUGCUCCUACUGCUCGUGUUGAUCCUAAUAGAAAAUGGUUUGGAAAUACUAGAGUGAUAGCUCAAGAUGCUUUAACUCAUUUCAGAGAAGCUAUGGGGGAUAAAAAAAAUGAUACUUAUCAAGUUUUAUUAAGAAGAAAUAAACUUCCAAUGUCAUUAUUGGAUGAAAAGGAUCAAACUGAAUCUCCAACUGCUAAAAUAGUUGAAACUGAACCAUUCUCUCAAACUUUUGGUCCAAAACAACAAAGAAAGAAACCAAGAGCUGCUGCAUCAAGUUUAGAAGAUUUGAUUCAAGGUACUGAAACUGAUGGAGUUGCUUAUGAAGAAAAACAAGAGUUAGAUGCCACUUUAGGUUUAAUGGGUGGUUCUUUCCUUGAUAAAGAAGAUUAUACCCAAGAAGCAAAAGAAGCUAUUUUCCAUAAAGGUCAAUCCAAGAGAAUUUGGAAUGAAUUAUAUAAAGUCAUUGAUUCAUCUGAUGUGGUGAUUCAUGUGUUGGAUGCCAGAGAUCCAUUAGGAACAAGAUGUGAAUCAGUUGAAAAUUAUAUCCGUGAUGAAUGUCCUCAUAAACAUUUGAUUUACGUGUUGAACAAAUGUGAUUUGGUCCCAACUUGGGUAGCAGCUGCAUGGGUUAAACAUUUAUCUAAAUCUUUCCCAACUUUAGCAUUUCAUGCCUCAAUCACCAAUUCAUUUGGUAAAGGUUCAUUGAUUCAAUUAUUAAGACAAUUUUCAUCAUUACAUUCUGAUCGUAAACAAAUAUCAGUAGGGUUUAUUGGUUAUCCAAAUACUGGUAAAUCAUCAAUCAUUAAUACAUUAAGAAGAAAGAAGGUUUGUACUGUUGCUCCAAUACCCGGUGAAACUAAAGUUUGGCAAUAUAUUACUUUAAUGAAGAGAAUCUUUUUGAUUGAUUGUCCAGGUAUUGUGCCACCAUCCCUGAAAGAUACUGAAUCAGAUAUUUUAUUCAGAGGGGUUGUAAGAGUUGAACAUGUUUCUAAUCCUGAACAAUAUAUUCCUGAUAUGUUAAAAAAAUGUGAAAGAAAACAUUUAGAAAGAACUUAUGAAAUUAAAGGAUGGAGUAACUUUGAAGAAAAUCCAGAAUUAGUAGAACAAGCAAGUAUAGAAUUUAUUGAAUUAAUCGCUAGAAAACAUGGUAGAUUACUUAAAGGUGGUGAACCUGAUGAAAGUGGUGUUUCUAAACUUGUAUUGAAUGAUUUCAAUAGAGGUAAAAUCCCAUGGUUCGUUCCACCACCAAAGGAUGAAGAAGAAAGAGAAGCUGAAAGAGAAGAAGAAAAAGAAAAUAAGAGAGCUAAGACUGAAGCUGCUGAAGUUGAAGCUGCCGAAGCUGAAUAUCAAAAAGAUGCUGAAUCUGAAACUAAAAAAGUCCAAGAUGAAGCUAAAGCUGAAGAA